Trichoderma asperellum CBS 433.97 is the source of this 1050-nucleotide messenger RNA. The record is from RefSeq and is a predicted model, not a curated record. Lineage: Eukaryota; Fungi; Ascomycota; Sordariomycetes; Hypocreales; Hypocreaceae.
AUGGUGCUCUCCUACCGCCUCCUCUCUACCGUCACCAAGCUCAGCUUGGUAGCCGGUUCUGCCUAUGCUGAGAGUGAGUACAUUUGGCCCAAUGCCAAAACUGACUUGCUUGAGUCUAUGCUCUACGAGCAGCAGGGAUUAGGAUCUGGCAACUCGCCAGCAACCUUUAUUGUUCCCUGCGAAAAGGUCAAUUUUGGCACUGGGCGUAACGGGGCUGCAGAGUGGCUGCGAACGGCAUACCAUGACAUGGCAACUGCGGAUGUUGUGGCUGGCACAGGUGGUAUCGACGCGUCUAUUGGGUUUGAGGUAAACCGCGACGAGAAUCCUGGUGUUGGAUUCAACGAGACGCUUGUGAAUCUAGCUGCAUUUCUGACGCCCCGUUCCUCAAUGGCAGACUUGAUCGCUUUGGGGGCAGUGUUUGCUGCAAAUGGAUGCUCAAAUGGAAACGUUACGAUUCCCUUUCGAGCAGGCAGAGUUGAUGCUAAAGGACCCGGUGCGCCAGGUGUGCCCAAACCAGAGCAGCCGUUGGACGAGCACAUUACCAGUUUCCAGAGACAAGGGUUUACGCCACAAGAGAUGAUUGGGUUGGUGGCAUGUGGUCAUACGCUGGGAGGCGUCCAUGGUGUAGAUUUUCCGGAGAUUGUGCCAGUUGCAACGGAUCAGAAUACGCAGACUUUCGACACAACUAACUCGGGAAUGAAUGCGUUCGACAAUACUGUUGCUGUUCAGUUCGUGAAUAACGUUACGCAGAAUCCGCUGGCAUUUGGUCACAAUGAGACCACCAAUUCCGAUGGAAGAAUUUUCAACUCUGAUGGAGGAGAAGUAAUUGGGAAAAUGGCAGAUUCUCCGUCUUACUUUUACCAGACUUGCACAACACUCCUCGAACGAAUGAUCAAUACAGUUCCCAAGGGUGUAACUCUUACGGAUCCGAUCCAGCCUAUUGCCGUAAAGCCUUCCAAGCUGUUCGCCACUAUUAACUCGAAUGGGACGAUGACCAUGUCUGGCAGCAUUAGAGUAUGUUACCUCGUUUUAUUGAGACGCGUAAUAUGA